Messenger RNA from Parastagonospora nodorum SN15, 909 nucleotides. RefSeq lists its product as hypothetical. NCBI's taxonomy places the organism in Eukaryota, Fungi, Ascomycota, Dothideomycetes, Pleosporales, Phaeosphaeriaceae. Gene Ontology annotation, molecular function: RNA binding. Bases 1 to 909 code for a protein of 302 amino acids. The record is from RefSeq and is a predicted model, not a curated record. The transcript is spliced from 4 exons.
AUGAUCAACGCGGCUACGAUGCGACGCGCAGACGAGCCUCGCGGCUACGAACGCGACCGUAGCAGGUCGCCCCGUGGUGAGCGUCGCGACGUAGACAGCUCGCGUGCUCGCAGUGCUUCCCCUGGUGGCGGUCGCGAUGAUCGGUAUGUUUUUUCUCGCAACGAAGAAGAUGACGACCCAGGCAGCCGCAACUCGGGCUCUAACCUCUUUGUCACAGGCAUCCACCCUUCUCUGACUGAGGAGGAGGUGACGCGUCUGUUCGAGAAGUAUGGCGAGGUUGAGCAGUGCAACAUCAUGCGCGACCCUCACACAAAGGACUCCCGCGGCUUCGGUUUCGUCAAGAUGGUCACCGCUGAGCAGGCUGAUGCCGCCAAGGAGGGACUCCAGGGCGAGGUUCAUCAAGGCAGGACACUGAGCAUCGAGAAGGCUCGUCGCGCUCGUCCUCGUACCCCUACCCCGGGCAAGUACUAUGGCCCACCUAAGCGUGAGUUUGGUGGUCGUGGUGGUGGAGGUCCACGAGGAGGCGGCUCCCGCUAUGGUGACCGUUACUCGGAUGAUCGUCGCGGAGGCUAUGGUCGUCGCGAUGACUACGGCUCCCGCAGCUCCCGCUACGACGACCGCGGCUAUGGUGGUGGUGGUGGUGGUGGUGGCGGCGGCGGAUACGGAUCUCGUCGUGAUGAUUACGGACCGCGAGGCGUCGACCGUUAUGCUUCUGACCGAGGCUACAGCGGCCGGGAUAGUGGCCGCGAAGACCGUCGAGGCGGUGGCGGUGGCGGCGGCGGCGGCUACUAUGACCGUCCUCCUCCCCCGGCUGCUGGUGCUGGUAGCUACGAUAGUGCACCUCCUCCUCGUGAGGCGUACAGCGGAGGCCGCUCGUACGAUGGUGACUACGACCGUUCUCACCGCUAG